This is a messenger RNA of Scheffersomyces amazonensis, 7372 nucleotides long. RefSeq names its product U4/U6-U5 snRNP complex subunit (gene PRP8). The transcript has a single exon. Gene Ontology annotation, cellular component: U5 snRNP; catalytic step 2 spliceosome. Gene Ontology annotation, biological process: mRNA splicing, via spliceosome; spliceosomal tri-snRNP complex assembly. Gene Ontology annotation, molecular function: metallopeptidase activity; U1 snRNA binding; U5 snRNA binding. NCBI's taxonomy places the organism in Eukaryota, Fungi, Ascomycota, Pichiomycetes, Serinales, Debaryomycetaceae. The record is from RefSeq and is a predicted model, not a curated record. The coding region runs from base 58 to 7251 and encodes 2397 amino acids.
CAUCAACCUCUUCCAACUUCAUUAUAACUCCACAAAUUAUAAGUGUAUACAUAGGCAAUGGGACGUAAAUUACCUCCGCCACCUCCGCCUAGUGGGCUGCCAACAAAUGGCUCGAAACAGGGCACUUCAGGCUCAAGACCACCUCCCCCACCGCCUCCAUCUCGAAGACCUCCUCCUCCUCCACCACCACGAACUGGUCUUCCUCCACCACCACCACGACCACCAGCAAAUGGAUUACCACCUUCGAAUUCUCCACCCCCACCACCACCUCCAUCAACCACUCGUAAACGACCAGCUCCGGAAUCGUCAGAUUUGGAAAACAGAAAGAAUCGAUGGCUCAUUGCUCAGAAGGCUCGGUAUGCUACUAGCACCAGUUCCACCACUAGAACCACCAAAGGAGGAGUGGUAAUACCGAGAAAACCAGUCAUGCCUCCCGAACAUCUUCGUAAGAUCAUGCUUGAUCACGGAGACCUUUCGUCUCGGAAAGUUGCGGGAGAUAAGAGAGCUUAUUUAGGUGCUUUAAAGUAUAUGCCUCACGCCAUACUUAAGUUACUUGAGAAUAUGCCUCAACCUUGGGAAUCAACCAAAGAAGUUAAGGUGUUAUAUCAUAUAGGAGGGGCAAUUACGUUUGUAGAUGAAGUUCCCAGAGUCAUAGAACCCGUGUAUAUAGCACAAUGGGCUGCUACAUGGACUCAAAUGAGACGUGAGAAACGAGAUAGAAGACACUUUAAGAGAAUGCAAUUUCCUCCAUUUGAUGAUGAAGAGCCACCGGUGAAUUGGUUAGAGAAUAUUGAGGAUAUAGAAGCUCCCGAUAGUAUUCAAUUAGACUUGAGUAAUCAUCCAUCUAUAGAAGAAUGGAUCUAUGAUGAUAAACCAUUAAUUGAUGAUAAUCAAUAUACCAAUGGAGAUUCUUAUAAGAAAUGGCAUUUGGAUUUACAACAAAUGGCUAGUCUAUAUCGGAUAGCUCAACCAUUAAUGCCUGAAGUUACUGAUCCUAAUUAUUAUUAUCUAUUUGAUAAGAAUGCUUUAUUCACAGCUAAAGCUUUAAACAUUGCUGUACCUGGAGGUCCUAAGUUUGAACCUCUCUAUAAGGAUAAAAUCAAUAAUGCAGAAGUCGAGGACUAUACGGAGUUCAAUUCUAUUGAUCGAAUCAUCUUUAGAAGACCUAUAAGGUCGGAGUAUAAAGUGGCAUUCCCAUACUUGUACAAUUCAUUUGUACAACUGGUUAAGUUAUCAUCGUAUCAUGAACCACUUCGAUGUUUAGGUGAAGAUAGUGAGUCAGGGUUUGGGUUUGUGUUCAGCUCCGACUUUAAUCCUAUAUUACCUCACCAACUGGCAGUUAAGUCUAUUGAUGAUAGUAGUGACUUAGUCCUUGAUGGACUCCGACCAUUUAUGAAUCAAGAAGUAAUUGAACCAGAAGGAACAUCGUCUGCCCUCACCCUUUUCCAUGCUCCGUACCCGUUCAACCGUCGUCAGGGUCAUAUGAUCCGAGCUCAGGAUGCUGCGUUAGUUAAGGCAUGGUACCAGCAACAUGCUCCUCCCAAUACUAAGAUCAAGAAUCGGAUCUCGUACCAGAAACUCUUGAAGAACAGUAUAUUGAAUGAGUUACAUACCACUAAGACCAGUACUAAAACCAAAACCAAAACCAAACUUCUCAAGAGUCUCAAGGCCACCAAAUACUUCCAACAAACAUCCAUAGAUUGGGUAGAAGCUGGAGUUCAAGUGUGUCAACAAGGGUUCAAUAUGUUGAACUUGUUGAUUCAUCGAAAGGGUCUCACCUACCUCCAUCUUGAUUAUAACUUUAAUUUGAAACCCACCAAGACUCUCACCACUAAAGAGAGAAAGAAAUCUCGAUUUGGGCAUGCCUUCCACUUAAUCAGAGAGAUCUUAAGAGUCAUAAAGAUUAUGGUAGAUUCUCAUGUUCAGUAUCGAUUAGGUCAAGUGGAUGCAUUUCAAUUGGCCGAUGGGCUUCAUUAUAUUCUUAAUCAUUUAGGUCAAUUGACGGGGAUUUAUCGAUAUAAGUAUAAAGUAAUGCAUCAAAUUAGACAAUGUAAAGAUUUAAAACAUGUGGUAUAUGAAAGAUUUAAUCAAAUUAUUGGGAAGGGACCAGGGUGUGGAUUCUGGCAACCAUCAUGGACCGUUUGGAUUUCAUUUCUUAGAGGUAUAGUUCCAUUAUUAGAGAGAUGGUUAGGUAACCUUUUAGCCAGACAAUUUGAAGGUAGAAGAGCUAAUGAUGUAGCCAAGACCAUUACUAAACAACGAGUAGAUUCCUAUUAUGAUUUGGAACUUCGAGCUCAAGUGAUGCAUGAUAUUCUUGAUAUGAUUCCGGAAGGUUUAAAGCAAUCGAAAUCGAAAACCAUCCUCCAACAUUUGAGUGAAGCAUGGAGAUGUUGGAAAGCCAAUAUCCCUUGGAAAGUUCCUGGAUUACCCGAACCAAUAGAACGCAUUAUAGAACGAUACAUUGAGGCUAAAGCUGACAAUUGGAUUAGUGUUGCCCAUUAUAAUCGAGAUAGAAUUCGGAAAGGUACUACGGUUGAAAAGACAGUAGCCAAGAAGAAUUUAGGAAGACUCAGUCGACUCUGGCUUAAGAAUGAACAACAGAGACAGGUUGAAUUUGGGAAGGAUGGACCAUACGUACAGCCUGAUGAAGCGGUAACUAUCUUUCAAACUAUGGUCGAAUGGUUAGAGAGUCGGAAGUUUAGUCCUAUCCCAUUUCCUCCCUUACUGUAUAAGCAUGAUACUAAACUUUUAGUGUUGGCAUUAGAGAAUCUUAAGGAAAGUUAUAGUGCCGAUGCUCGAUUAAAUUCAGCUCAACGGGAAGAAUUAGCUCUUAUUGAACAGGCUUAUGAUAAUCCUCAUGAAUGUUUGGCUCGAGUUAAGAAAUUCUUACUUACUCAAAGAAUCUUUAAGGAAGCAGGUAUUGAGAUGAUGGAUUAUUAUACUCAUUUAGUGCCUACAUAUACUAUUGAUCCAUUAGAAAAGAUUACUGAUGCCUACUUGGAUCAGUACAUGUGGUAUGAGGCCGAUAAGAGACAUCUCUUCCCCAAUUGGGUCAAGCCUAGUGAUGAUGAAAUCCCUCCAUUAUUGGUCUAUAAAUGGUGUCAAGGGAUCAAUAAUUUGGAUAAGGUAUGGGACUAUGAGUCUGGUCAAUGUACAGUAAUGGUUGAGACUUCCCUUAGUAAGCUAGCUGAAAAAGUCGACUUUACUUUAUUGAAUAGACUCUUACGAUUGGUUGUAGAUACUAAUAUAGCCGACUAUAUUACGGCUAAGAAUAAUAUUAGUAUCACUUAUAAGGAUAUGAAUCAUGUUAAUCAAUAUGGACUCAUUAGAGGGUUACAAUUCUCAUCAUUUGUAUAUCAAUACUAUGGAUUAGUCAUGGAUUUAUUGAUCUUAGGAGUCGAUAGAGCGGGUCAAUUAGCUGGACCAGUGCAUCUGCCAAAUGCCUUCUUACAGUUUAAAGAUACGGCCACUCAAACUGCCCAUCCCAUAAGGCUCUACUCUCGAUAUUUGGAUAAGAUUCAUAUCUUAUUCCAGUUCGAUAGUGAUGAAGCAGAUCUGUUAAUUCAGGAUUACUUGGUAGAUAAUCCCGAUCCCAACUUUGAGAAUGUAGUAGGCUAUAACAAUCAUAAAUGUUGGCCUCGAGAUAGUAGAAUGAGACUCAUGAGACAUGAUGUCAAUUUGGGGAGAGCUGUACAUUGGGAAGUGGCAGGAAGAAUUCCUCUGUCACUUGGCAGUAUUCUGUGGGAUGAUACUUAUGCUUCAGUAUACUCUCGAGAUAAUCCUAACUUGUUGUUUUCUAUGUGUGGGUUUGAAGUAAGAAUCUUACCCAAGAGUCGAGCCACUAGUCAAGGGCUGCUGACUGAAGGGGUAUGGGAUCUUAUAGAUCAUACUACUAAAGAACGUACUGCUCGAGCAUACCUUCGAGUGAGUCAAGAAGCCAUUGAUGCAUUCCAUAGUCGAAUUAGACAGAUCCUCAUGUCUUCAGGUUCGACUACCUUCACCAAAGUGGCAUCUAAAUGGAAUACUGCCCUUAUAGCCCUCUUUACCUAUUAUCGAGAAGCCAUAGUAGCCACGGAACCCUUGUUGGAUCUUCUUGUCAAGUGUGAAACCAAGAUCCAGAACAGAGUUAAGAUGGGUCUCAACUCUAAGAUGCCCACUCGAUUCCCUCCGGCUGUAUUCUAUACUCCUAAGGAAUUAGGAGGGUUAGGAAUGCUUAGUGCUUCUCAUAUUCUUAUUCCGGCCUCUGACUUACGGUGGUCUCAGCAAACAGAUACGGGGAUCACCCAUUUCCGAGCCGGGAUGACUCAUAAGGAUGAAAAGACCAUUCCUACAUUGUUUAGAUACAUCACUACAUGGGAGAAUGAAUUUAUAGAUUCUCAACGUGUAUGGGCAGAAUAUGCCAUCAAAAGACAAGAAGCUCAAGAACAAAAUAGACGAUUAACAUUUGAAGAUAUGGAACUGAGUUGGGAUAGAGGGAUCCCUCGAAUCAGUACACUUUUCCAAAAGGAUAGACAUACUUUAGCGUAUGAUAAAGGUCAUCGUAUAAGACGACAAUUUAAGCAGUAUAGUCUUGCCCGAUUUAAUCCAUUUUGGUGGACUAAUAAUCAUCAUGAUGGGAAACUCUGGAAUUUGAAUGCAUAUAGAACUGAUGUAAUUCAAGCUUUAGGGGGUAUAGAAACUAUUCUUGAACAUACACUCUUCCGAGGUACUGGGUUCGAUUCCUGGGAGGGACUCUUCUGGGAAAAGGCUCUGGGAUUUGAAGAUUCUUUAAAGUUUAAGAAAUUGACUAAUGCUCAACGUUCAGGGUUAAGUCAAAUCCCUAAUCGUCGAUUUACUUUAUGGUGGUCACCCACUAUCAAUAGAGCCAAUGUAUAUGUUGGAUUCUUAGUGCAACUUGACUUAACGGGGAUCUUUCUUCAUGGAAAGAUUCCUACACUUAAGAUCUCUCUUAUCCAACUCUUCCGAGCUCAUCUUUGGCAAAAGAUUCAUGAGAGUGUGGUUCAGGAUAUGUGUCAAGUGUUAGAUAAAGAAUUGGAAGUAUUGGGAAUUGAUAGUGUUGAGAAACAAGCUAUUCAUCCCCGAAAAUCGUAUAAGAUGAACUCAUCUACUGCUGAUAUAGUUGUGACUAGUAGUUAUAAAUGGCAAGUAAGUCGUCCUUCACUUUUGAAUGAUAAAGGUGAUACUUUCACUAUUAGUUCUAAUAAGUUCUGGAUCGAUGUACAAUUAAGAUAUGGAGAUUAUGAUUCUCAUGAUAUCUCUCGAUAUGCUCGUGCCAAGUAUUUGGAUUAUACAACUGAUAGUACCAGUAAUUAUCCAUGUGCUACGGGGAUUGUGGUGGCUAUAGAUUUGGCUUAUAACAUGUAUGAUGUAUAUGGGAAUUGGAUUCCUGGUCUUAAAGCUCUUGUUCAUAAUGCUAUGAAGGAAAUCAUGAAGGCAAAUCCCGCCUUGUAUGUACUUCGAGAACGGAUCCGUAAGGGACUUCAGCUCUACCAGGCCCAGCCGCAAGAAGCGUAUUUGAAUUCUUCCAAUUAUGCUGAGUUAUUCAAUAAUGAACUGCAACUCUUUAUUGAUGAUACAAAUGUCUAUAGAGUUACUGUUCAUAAGACUUUUGAAGGUAACUUAACUACCAAACCCAUCAAUGGACUAAUCUUUAUGUUGAACCCUAAAUCUGGUCAACUCUUCUUAAAGAUCAUCCAUACAUCGGUAUGGGCAGGUCAGAAACGUCUUGGACAAUUAGCCAAAUGGAAAACUGCAGAAGAAGUAGCAUCACUUAUUCGAUCCUUACCUCGAGAAGAACAACCCAAACAGUUGAUCUUAACCAGAAAGGGAAUGAUGGAUCCAUUGGAAGUUCAUAUGUUGGAUUUCCCCAAUAUUUCUAUUCGACCAUCUGAAUUACACUUACCAUUUGCUUCUGCUAUGAAGAUAGAUAAACUUGCUGAUAUUGUGCUUAGAGCCAAUGAACCUCAAAUGGUAUUAUUCAACUUGUAUGAUGAUUGGCUUCGAGAGAUCUCGGCCUAUACGGCCUUCUCUAGAGUUAUUCUUCUCUUACGAGCCCUUGGAAUUAAUCAAGAACUCACUAAUCUGAUCUUAAAGCCUGAUUCAAGUGUAGUGACUCAGGCUCAUCAUAUUUGGCCUACAUUCACUACUGAUCAAUGGAUCGAUGUGGAAUCUCAAUUGAGAGAUAUGAUUCUUAGUGAUUAUUCCAAACGUCACAAUGUCAAUAUCCAAUCAUUAACUCAAUCGGAAAUUAGAGAUUUGAUAUUGGGACAGGAUAUACGAGCUCCAUCGGUUAAACGACAAGAACUCAGUGAGAUUGAUAAUGGUACUGCUGAAGUAGAUAAUAAGCAAUUGACCGCUAUUAAAUCUACUACCACUAAUGUUCAUGGAGAACAGAUCGUUACAGUUACCACUACCAACUAUGAACAACUGACGUUUUCAUCUAAGAAUGAAUGGAGACAACGAGCUUUGGCAGCUUCUAACUUACACUUACGGGCAAAGAAUGUUUAUGUAUCAUCAGAAGACUUUAUCGAUGAUGCAGCUUCAUUCACUUAUAUUUUACCUCAGAACUUGCUUAAGAAAUUAGUGGAAAUCUCUGAUUUACGAGUGCAAGUGGCUGCUCUUCUCUAUGGUAAUUCACCUGCUGAUAAUCAUGAAGUUAAGGAGAUUAAAUGUGUGGUAUUGGUGCCUCAAUUAGGUAAUACCAAUUAUGUACAAUUACCUCAAACUCUCCCUCAAAGUGAUGACUUACAGGGUCUUGAAUUGCUUGGAUGGAUCCAUACCCAAUCAGGGUCAGGCCAGGAUCCAGACCUGGAACUGUCCCACUUAUCUCCUAUUGAUAUCAGUGUUCAGUCCAAAACAUUAUUAUCUGAAUUCAAGCCUAACUUCAUUACUUUGGUGGCUACAUUUGCUCCAGGGUCUGUAUCUCUAGGAGCAUUUGAGUUGUUACAAACUGGUUAUGAAUGGGGGAAAUCCAAUGUAGAUUAUAUGUCACCUUCUCCUGCUGGAUUCUCACCUCAAUUCAGUAAGAAAUCACAACUUCUCUUGUCCGACAGAAUUGUGGGAACGUUCAUGGUACCAGAUGAUGAGAUAUGGAAUUACUUCUUUAUGGGAUCACUCUGGAAUGAGAGAACAGAUUAUGCUGUUAAGUAUGAUGUGCCCAAGCGGUUUUAUGAUGAAGCACAUCGUCCAACACAUUUCAGUACGUUUACUGAAGUUGAAGUAGCGGAAGUAGAAGAUAGUGUAUUUAGUUAGGUGUGUAAUAGUAUAAUAGUAUAAUAGUAUAAUAGUAUAAUAUAGUAGUGUAAGUAUAGUAGAAUAAGUAUUGCAGUAUAAUAUAUUAGCAUAUACAGGUGUAUAAUGAAGUAUUAUCGUG